Hevea brasiliensis (rubber tree) is the source of this 429-nucleotide messenger RNA. Its product is annotated as putative disease resistance protein At4g11170. The record is from RefSeq and is a predicted model, not a curated record. Bases 1 to 429 code for a protein of 142 amino acids. The transcript has a single exon. Lineage: Eukaryota; Viridiplantae; Streptophyta; Magnoliopsida; Malpighiales; Euphorbiaceae. Gene Ontology annotation, biological process: signal transduction.
AUGGCUUCUACUUCUUCCACUCCUCCCAAUCAGUGGAAGAAAUGGGAUGUUUUUAUUAGUUUUAGAGGCGACGAUACGCGUUAUGGUAUUCUCUCCCAUCUCUCUAAAGCCUUGAAGGACAAACAAAUCAAGACUUUUACGGACGAAGAGCUUCAUAAAGGGGAAAUGAUAUCACCAGAGCUCUUGAAAAUAAUUCGAGAAUCAAGCGUCUCAAUAGUCAUUUUUUCUGAAAAUUAUGCAGAUUCUCCAUGGUGUUUGGAUGAGCUUGUUGAAAUACUUAAAUGCAAGGAAGAAUCAGGACAAAUAGUUCUACCAGUUUUUUACAAGGUAGAUCCAACUGCGCGUUCAAAAGCUUACGGGAAUUUUGGGAAGGCAUUUGCUUUUGCUACGCAUGGAGAAAAAGCGGUCCACAAAAGGUCGACAAGCUGA